ACAUGUGGAACAGAUGCUGCCUUGCAAUGGUACACAUCUCUUUAGCACCUCAUUUCCUGCUCCUUGCAUUGAAGCAUGGAGGGAAAGAGCCAUGCGCUUGGUGACUUCCGCAUGCUCUCCUGGGCUGCAUUGCAAACUGGGGAUAAAAUGAAGCCUAAUCCGGAGAAGACGGAGAGUGAGGAUACCCUCCUGUCUGAAGACGAAAGCCCACCAGCAGCAAUGUCCAGGAAUGGGUACUUCUUUGAAGAAACAGGUUACCUUAAAUGCGAUACAGACGAUGGCUGCGAGAACAAAGAAGAGGUAGGAGGAGAAGAGCUCUUUGACACCGUCAAUUCCUCCAUCGUCUCUGGGGACAGCAUCAGGUUCUUUGUGAAUGUCAACUUGGACGUGCCACAGAAUGUUACAGCAGAAAGCGAAAGCACUGGCUGCGUUUUAUUACACACAUCGAGAAAAUACCUAAAAUUAAAGAAUUUUGAGGAGGAAGUCCGAGCCCAUCGGGACCUCGAUGGAUUCCUGGCCAGAGCCAGUAUCAUCCUAGAUGAGACGGCAACCUCUCUGGACGAUGUCUUGCGGGAGAUGUUGAAACACUUUGCCGAAGACUCUGACAACGCAGAGCCAAGCUGCAACUUUGACAAAAUCAUGAGCACUUUAUUCACUGAUUCAGGAACCCCCAGAGAAGGGAACGUUCACCUCUUGUCAGAUACAAUUCAGGGUGUCACAGCAACAGUCACUGGAGUACAGUAUCAGCAGUCCUGGCUUUGUAUCAUUUGCACUAUAAAAUCCCUCCAGCGCCGUCAUGUUUGCAUCAGCCGGCUGGAGAGGCCGCAGAACUGGGGGGAGAACUCCUGCGAAGUGCGAUUCGUCAUCUUGGUCCUUGCGCCUCCAAAAAUGAAAAGUACUAAAACCGCCACAGAAGUGGGACGGACGUUUGCCACCAUGUUCUCAGAUAUCACCUUCCGGCAGAAGCUUCUAGAAACCAAAACGGAAGAAGAGUUCAAAGAAGCCUUGGUCCACCAGCGUCAUCUCCUGACUGUAGUAAACCAGAGGCCCUCAGCGGUGACAGAUGGCCACAAAACACAUGGCCACAAGCCUCUCAAGCUCCACGAGUUCUUCAAUGUUGGCAAAGGAAUUUUUGAUGACAUUGCACGAAGAUUUCCAGUCUACGCUCUAGACUUCACUGAUGGCAUUAUUGGAAACAACAAAGCCAUAGGAAAGUACAUCACCACCAUGAUCUUUCUGUAUUUCGCCUGCCUUCUGCCAUCCAUCGCUUUUGGCUCCCUAAAUGAUGAAAACACGGAAGGAGUCAUUGAUGUGCAGAAAACCAUUGUGGGUCAGUGCAUUGGUGGGCUUCUUUAUGCUCUAUUCUCAGGCCAGCCACUGGUAGUGCUAUUAACAACAGCUCCUUUAGCACUCUACAUCAAUGUCAUCAAGGGCAUCUGUGAUGAUUACAACUUGCAGUUCAGUGCUUUCUACGCCUGGGUUGGACUCUGGAACAGCUUCUUCCUCGUACUCUACUCCCUCUUUAAUUUCAGUCUUGUAAUGAAGCUCUUUAAAAGAUCAACAGAAGAAAUCAUUGCACUUUUUAUCUCCAUUACCUUUGUGCUCGAUGCCCUUAAAGGUAUAACCAAAGUUUUUACACAUUACUACCAUGUCCCAAGACCUCACAGCGCACCCGUUGACAAUGGUACCCAUGCUUGGAACCUGUCAGUGGAGCGUUCGUCGUUGGGAAACCAGACGGAUGGGCCCCCCACCUCUAUGCCAUACGGGCGCGAGACAGCCGUUCUUAGCCUCAUGCUGAUGUUGGGGACCCUUUGGCUCGGCCACACACUGUAUCAGUUUAAGAAAAGCCCUUAUUUGCAUGCCAGAGUCCGUGAGAUCCUAUCCGACUGUGCCUUACCCAUUUCUGUCCUAACCUUCUCCGUUGUCGGCUCCUAUUUCUUCAAAGAAAUUAAAAUGUCUAAAUUUAACUACAACCAGUCAGAGAGCUUGUUCGAGUUGGCUCCCCUCCGGGAUCUGUCCAUGGGCUCAGUUGUGAGUGCCAUGGGCCUUGGAUUCCUCCUCUCCAUGCUUUUUUUCAUAGAGCAAAAUAUCGUGGCAUCUCUCACAAAUGCUCCAGAGAACAGGUUAGUGAAGGGCACAGCUUAUCACUGGGACCUCCUCCUCGUCGCUCUGAUCAACACAGGGCUGUCGGUAUUUGGGCUGCCAUGGAUCCACGCUGCCUUCCCUCAUUCGCCAAUGCAUGUCCGCGCUCUGGCCUAUGUAGAAGAGAGGGUCGAGAAUGGGCACAUCUAUGAGACGAUUGUGAGCGUGAAGGAGACCCGGCUGACGACUCUGGUGGCUAACUUCUUGGUGGGCCUUUCGCUGCUGCUCCUGCCCUUCCCACUGCAGCUGAUCCCAAAGCCGGUCCUCUAUGGGCUCUUCCUGUACAUCGCCUUGACCUCCAUCGAUGGGAACCAGCUUUUCGAAAGAGUGGCCCUUCUGUUGAAAGAGCAGACAGCGUAUCCUCCAACCCACUACAUCCGCCGGGUGCCCCAGCGAAAGAUCCACUACUUCACAGGCCUGCAGGUCCUCCAGCUCCUCAUUCUUUGUGGCUUUGGGAUGUCUCCCCUUCCCUACAUGAAGAUGAUUUUUCCCCUCAUCAUGAUCGGAAUGAUCCCCAUCAGGUAUAACUUGCUGCCCAGAAUCAUCGAAGCAAAAUACUUAGAUGCGAUGGACGCUGAGCAUUAGAGAAGGAGACCAGACCUCUGCCUUGGAGACAGUUGACAGCUUUAUUUGACCUAAAAGGGAGCUGUUGCUUCUCUACGUAACUCAUGGGAGUUGGUUUGUUGUUGAACUUCUGUGACUUUCAUACCUCUGCACUACUGCUCCAAGGCAUGUUGCCAGAGACCAACUAAGUGCCCAGGUUUUUGUGGUAGGGGUGGGGGGUUGGAUGGGGAAUGAGAAUGUUUGGUCCUCUAAACUAAGAGGCAAGCGAGCUUUAUGAAAAUCCCAAAGACGCAGGUUCGGAACUGCCACAUGCUCCUUUAUUUUAGGGGAAGACCUCCUUUUUUAUAGACCUUAUUGAUUCUGUUUCAAACCACUACCACCCCAGAACUGUGUUGCUCUGCAGAGGAAGAGUCAUCGGUCUUUUUUAUGUGACAGAAUGACAGUGCCAUGUUUGAGCUUUAUUGCAGUUUCCCCAGCUUUCAAUACCUUUAAGAUGACCUUGUAUUAAUGAACAGCCCCCUGUAGACUAGCUGGUGUCACAGAGUCUUUGGAGGAGAAGUAAAGAACCAACUAUCAUGUCGAACAUCCAGAAGAUGGGGUGGAGGGGCUGUGGUACAGUUUGCUGUCAAAAACUGUACAUUCUGCAUUGCAGAGCAUCCACUAAUGUUCAGACUUAGAUUCACCCACAUGGUGAUGGCAGAGAGAAAAUCCCUUUUCCACUAGGACCAGAGACAGCUGGGACUGGCCCAAAGCAGCUUUUCCGCAACUGUUUUUGCUGACUCUCAUCUGGACUCGGAACGGCAGAUUUGCACGGUGGUCACACUUUGAACCAGGCACUGAAUUUUGGACAGAGUUCUUCUUCCCUUCCUCAGUAUCUGUGUACAGUACUACUUAUGUGUACAUAUAUACAUAGCUGAUCUAGAUUUGUGUAUAUAUUUUGCAUAUAAAUGUUCCGGGUAGAGAUGCCGGUCCUUUCCAGAGACUGAAAGGGUAUUUUGUGCAAUCAGUGUUAACUUGUACUGUAUCUUACCCCAGCUUUGUCUCUGUUUAUUCCCCAUAUGUUUUUCCCCAAUGCUGCUUAUUCACUCUUCUUUCCUAUCCAGCUUUUCCCCUUUUCUUAUUGCCACUGUCAUCCCUCUUUCUUCCGUUUCACCCUAGCCCUUCGACUCCGACACUUUGGAUUCCUCCUAGUAUUUUAUUUUAAUGUAGAGUACAUAGAGUACAUUGCGGGUUUGAGCUUAUUUUCUUUUCUUUGAUUUUUUUCUUUCUUCCCCCAACCAAUUCUUUUGCCAAAGUGGUAUUUCUCUUGUCUCUUUGCUGUUUCAGGGUGUUUUUUUUUGUAGCCGACCUCCCUGUUUCUCCCCACAAAACAUUACAUUAUAUUUCUGGAAGAAUUCUAAUGCUACUGGUGUCUGUUUUAUGUAUCUUGGCUCUUAAUGAUAGUUUGUGUGAUGUGUUCUGACAUCUUUUGCCUCCUUUUCUUUCUCUUUGUUUUUCUUUAACAUUCCCUAUUGUAUUUCAGAUUGGUGACAUUGUUGUUUCUUCCUCCUAGCAUUUUGUUUGCUGUAGAAUUUGUACAAGAAAGUGAUCACUGAGGAGUUUGCAAAACGCUCAGCCGGAAAGGUAGAAAGACUAUACCAGAAACUAGGCCCCUUGGUAGUUUGUUUGAAGCAAAGAAUGCUUGGUGCUUGAUCUGUGAAAACAGCAGAUGAAGAGGUACAAAUAUAUCAUUUCGUAUGAGAGCAUUGUACCCACCCACCCCCCAUAUUGCUCCUUGCAUGUAGAAGACUAGUUGCCAAGGGAAAGAAUUUUAACUCUCUUCCUCUGUUUUAGUUAGUCCUUUGUGUAAUGUGUUGAGUUUUCUGUCCCAGAAUAUCUUGUUCACAGUAAAGUGACCUGAGAAACUGAAGUGACAUGGGUCAUCCUCAGUUCUUCUACAGAGGAGGCUUUUCAUGUGGAGCGUUCCAAAGAAAACAGUUUCUUCUCUGUGUUACCAUUUUCCCCUCAAUGCACUCUCUAGCAUCUUGUCUGGAAAGAGUAAGCCACUUACUGGACUCAAAGGUGCAGUUCACAAGCUAGCCUGGAAAUAUUUUAUUUGCAGACUAGACUUCUGGAAUGUAGCUUAUUCAGACAUUAGGGAAAUCUUUGGGGUUUGGGGGUUGUUGGGGUUUUUUUAAUUAGUAAAGUUUCUUCAAUUAGUAAAGUUGCGUAAGAAGUUCAAAAAGCUAGUUCACAAACCAUGUACUAUUUUGUUUUUAACUGAGGGCUCUCUGCUGGACUCUAGUCUGAAGUCCUUGAAUUCUUGUGCCGAGGUGAGCAGUUCUUGUGUUAUACGUACAAUUUGUGGUGUGCUCCAUGGAGUCUUCUGGCUCAUUUCUGAUGUUGUAACUUGUGACUGUCCCAUUCCUGCUCUGAGAAAAAUUCAGGGACAAAGCUUUGUGGAACUGUGCCAUAAGAGACCAGGAACUGUUUAUGGAGCAGUUGAUUUGUUGGGUUUUCAAACAUACAAACCAAAGGGUGGAACUGUAUGUAAACUUGGGGCUGCUGGCUAAAUGGCAGCUAGGUAUCAAGAGCUCCCACCCUAUGCUUGCUAUAAAGCCUACCCUAUAUAUUGACAUCAAUGCUGUGAGUUUUUCUGUUCUAUCAGUAGUAGCUUGUGUUUGCAGACCAAGGCCAGUGAGAUGGACACAAGAAAACAUUGGGUUGAUGGCUACAUUUACCGCAUAUUACAGCAUAGGAGGGGUUGCUGCAAGCCUGCCAUUUUCAUUGGUAGCCCUUCUUUGUCAUAGUAUAUGGUUCCUCUCCCCAAAUGAACCCCCCUUACAGAGCUUAUCACCUAAAAUUGUAGUCUUUAAAGUAGAUAUGAGGACCCCUCUUCAUGAUGAUUUCAGGAGAGCCUGAGAAUUGCCUUAUUUGUUUAGAAUGGACGCUUAACUUUAGAAAGGACACCUGCAUCACUCAUGAAUGAAGGGAAAUGUUCAUUGUGUAAGAAAAGCUUUAAAACUUCCCGAUAAUUAUUUUUUAAAAACAAACGAACAGUACUUUAUAACAUUAAUGCUCUGUGGUUUUUCUGCAUUAAUGCUCUGUGGUUUUUCUGCCCCUGAACAGUCCGAAUCCCUGCAUACUGCUGCAGAUCAUAGAAGCUUCUACAAACGGAUCCACACAAUCUUACAAUUUUAUAGUAGGGAGACCUGUGGUUUUGCCGGUGUUGUCAGACUCCGUCUCCUAUCAGCCCCCAGCAGCAUGGCCAAGGCUAAGGAUGAAAGGAGCUUGAGUCCUACAAUAUCUACAGGGCCUCAAGUUCCCCAUUGUGGCCUACUGGGCUAUAGCAGUUUGAUGCACAAGGAUGAAUGUAGACAGGGCAGCAAAUAAUGUGGAUAAAUGUUGAGAACCUUGAGGAGAAACUAACCUCAUACGACUAAAAGAAGGCUCUCGUAUGUUCUCAUUUCAGUCUUUUAAAAAUAGCAUUUAGAAAGGGCUCAGAGUGCCCUGUUUGUGCUUUCUAUCCAUAAUCUUUAGGGAAGACCCCAUGUGCUGUUUAGCUUCAGGCCCUGGAAGCUGCUAGUUGUGUUCCUAGAUGUAGUGUAGAAGAUAUACAACAGGAAACGUGGUACAAGUUGAAUGCUACACCAGUCAUGAGCUUGGAGGUCCCCCCAUUUCUCAGGUCUGCUUUUAAGCUUUCUUUGCCCAUUCUCCCCUGCCACCACCCAUCGAUCCUUCUAAUGUAAGAGCGGGGGGGGAUGUGGCCCAUGGGUCAGAUACGGUCCUCAGAUCCCUCUUUUGUGGCCCUGAAGCCCCACGCCAUUCUCUCCAAGACUUGGGAGAGCCCACAACUAUUAUUUUUAAAACAUGGGGGUGAUUUUCCUUCAAAUAUUGUACUAUAUGUAACUAGCACAAGACUAGAAGUGAAUGUGGUGUCAUCGUUUUGGCUAGAAUACGGAUGAAAAAGCAAGGAAUUUCUGGGUGCUACAGAAGAUGUGUGGUGCAUGGAGUUUGGGGAGGGAAUUGGUCCCUGACAGCAUUGCCCACCCUGUUUGAACAAUUUACAUUUCCUUUAUGUGCCUCAACUUCUGUAGUUGGUCAUCUCCCCAAACAUCAGACCUUGAAAAGCAAAUAAAUUUAAGGGGUUAGUAGCCUUCCAAUUUUUCCCACUGGUGUGGAUGCUGAGUCUUGCAGAAAGCACACGGGUGGCAGGUUAGAAGGCAGGCUCUCUCAAAACAUGUCUUGGAUCAGAACGCAAGGCAAGGGUGCCCUCCUUCUCCCAAAGUUGCUUUUCUCUCUUCCCUGGUUUAACAAACAGGUUUCUCCCCUCCUCUGCCGUCUUGAUUCUGUUGACCUCAGCUCAGCUUACCAAGAUGUGUGUCUAUCAUGAAGAGAACAAAUCCUGCACUUUAAUACCACUGUGAAGGUUAAGACAGCUAGAAUGUAAAUACCAAAUGCUUUUAUUACAAGCUCUGUGGGUAGCAGAUUUCUUUGUUGUUGUCACUACUGCUGUUGUCGCCAUCGUUGUGAGAAUGUUUGCCAGAAUACUGGAAGUGAGAAAUGGGAGGAUGUCUCUGUUGUGUUUUCCUUGCCAGAAGAGGUUGCAGAAUGCCUCUUUUUUGCAGCCUGUUGGAUGUUUUCACCUCCCUUGACAUGAACAUCAUGCCAGCAUGAUGAGUCAGAAUUUCCUCUUUUGCUUUCAUACAAUAAACCAGCUUUCUCCACCUUGGUGUUUUCCAGGUGCAUUGGACUACAAGCCCCAUCCUUCUCAGACAACACACAUGCAUGCUUGCACACAUGGGAUUGUUGUUUUUUGCUGUUGAGUGAUUUCCUCUGAACACCAUCCAUCCAGUAGGAUCUAAGUUUUCCUUUUUCCUGGGAAAGGAUUUUAAAACUUAUGUAAGUCUAGGGACAAAUAAUAUUUUGGAGUUUUUCCCAUCCCUGAGAAUGGGAAGUGACUCAGGAAUCACUGCUUGGGGUGUGUACCUGUAUCCCUCUUUAAUUCUGAUAAACAGUUUUUGCUACAUCUUAUGUCCUUUCCAAAACCCGCUUCACCUCUUUUGAUCAGGGGCAACAAUGAGGCACAUUAAUUUGGGAGGGGGGGUUGUAUUUGUGCAUACCUGUUUUGACAAGACACCGGCUUAUAUCAUGCUGAAUUCUUAAACCAUCCAAACAUGCUGAGUAUCCUUGCUCAUCAUGUAACUAAAUCCUGUGACUGCCGGGCAGACUUUAGAAAAUGUACACCCCUGUGCAUCGUGAGUAUCGUAGUGAUACUUGAUCCAAACUGUUUACCAUCCAUCCAGAUAACACUGUGCAUGCAUCCUUAUCCAGUUUGUAAUUACAGUUCAAACCGUUGUGAGAACUGUCCUUUUCUCUCUUCAGUGGUUGGGGACACAAAGUCUGUUCCGUUUCCUUAAGGCAGGUUACUUCCAUCAUCUUACACAUAUGUGGUACCUUAAUGGUUCAGAAAAAAUUCUGUGAGGAAGCUGUAAGCCAUUUUCAGAGGCCCUUGGGUCUGGUGCUGGGCAGAAGUGAUCCAGAUUGCUUACUAAGAAUUGUCCACAAGCUGAAUGAUCUACAAGAUAAAGCCAGUGCAGACUGUGAAAUGUGUAUGACUGUGGUGUUUCCCUGUGCAACACAGUACUUAUCAUCUCAUCUCCAUAAGUCUGUCUCAGAAGAUUAUUUUCCUAUAAUGGAGGAAGGUAUCAUUAUAUAAUAAGUAGUUCCUCCAACUUGUUGUGGUUGACAGGAUCAUAUGCUGGUCAUACUUGUAAACAGAUUAGCUAUGACUUCGAGUCCCUUCUAGUUCCAGUCCUGCCUAUCCCUGUUUGGAAAGACGUGAGCAGAACCCUAUUAAUUUCCUGUGCCCCCUCUUCUCAGUCUCUAAUCAUUCCUUAUCCUACUUUUAAUUUACCUUCCUUCCUCUCCCCCUUUCAUCUAUGAGGCUUGCUCUCUCUCUUAUCCACACCCAAACUGUGGGAUUAAUUGCAAUUCACUUGCUGGCACAUCAGCUCACAGAUUUUUUCUUUUCUUUUCUUGAAACCAAGUGAACAAUUGUUGGCACCUUUGAUCCCACCAAAGUUUGCAUGGAGCUAGAGGUGAGCUUGCCUUAGUUCCCUGCCUAGAGGGAAGCAUUGCAGGACAUGGCUUUUGCAUCAACUUAGCCUUGGUGCAGAAUCCACAUCCUCAGGUUGACAAUGAAGUGCCAGAGUUUUGAACGUCUUGAGUGAACAUGAGUAACUUCCAGGGGAAAUCUGUAAAAAGGGUUGAAGAACAAUCAGGAUACUUGGUUUAUUUUAAUCAGGAAUCUGAGUCUCCCAAAGCCAUAUACCAGUUAUAUUUCAAUCGGAAAUGAAUUCUUACUCAAAUCAGUCAUCAUUUUUAGUGAUAAAGCAGGCUGCUAUAUAGCCAAUCCAGAUUUUAGAGCCAUUUAACUGAAUGUGUGCAAUUAUUGUGGGAUUCCCUUUAUUACCCUUUUUAUACCUUUGGAUGCUAGCGCAGGAGGUCUUACAAGCAGCUGUCCUAGGUUUGUAGCUAAUUGGUUUCCAGCAUUUGCAUUAACAACUGUUCUGUGUAGUUGAAGCGCACAUUUUCAAAUGUAGUGCCGUUAAAGUGCAUUUGAAUUAUUAAUUCUUACCCCCAGACUUUCAAUGUGAAAUGGUUUUUGGAUUUAUGAAUAUUUAAAGGAAUAUUUAGUGUAUAUGCACAUAUACACUCACAUUACUAGAGGGGGAGAACAAAUCUAACCGUUUGGUACCCAAGUUAGCCUUGUUAAGAUCUAAUUCCAAUGCUUGUGAUUAAAUGUUACUUUGGAAAAUCAAGGUCAUUUUCAAACUUCAUAUUGAGAAGUUCCACUUGCAUUGGACUUUUUCAUAUUUAAAAAUGAUAAUGAAGUUCAGCUGUCUCCAAAUGAAUGACACAUUUAAACGGUAGCACUAACAUUUAUAUCAGAGACCACAAUCCUUUUUGUGGCAGAAGGCUCUUAAAGGCAAGCACUUUAGAUAGGCCUUUGGAAACUCUUUCUCUCCCUUUCUGGCAACUUAAGUAGUCAUUUGAUUGUAAGUAGUAUCAAACUAUGUAGGUAGUUUGAUCAUGUUUGAGGUAAUCCCUGUUAUCAGCCCUUGUGACCAUGAUAACUGAAAUGUUACUUUUUUUGGACUAUAACUCCCAAAAUCCAUUUGGAGCUAUCCUGGGUAUUGUUGGGUGAAAAAAGUAGCUUUCCCAGGCUCUGACCAUAAACCUGCACCACGUGGUCCCACUAGAAAUACUGUGUGUUUUGCAGACAUGGGGAAGCUCAUUUUGAUAACAUCAAGUUCCCAAGGCUACUUGUGGUUUGUUCUGUUGCACAUAAACUACUUGUGUGAAUUCUUUGGAAGCAUCUCUUGUGUGUCCGAAUGCAACUGGAAUCAAAGGAAUCUUAUCUUCCAUCACCUUCUCCUCUUUAUUAGAGAUGCAGGCUAACAAGAUGGAAGCCAGGAUGAGGACAGUUGACAUUACCUUCAUUCUGCACUCUUUCUGAGACAGACUGUUUCUGUCCUGGAAACCUUAAAAGUACUGUGAUGAUACCAGCCAAAAGAUGUGUCUAAAUAAGGAGGAGGAAAUGUCUGAGCCACUGGCAAUGUGUGGUCCUUGAAGCCCUCCAGAAACCUCUCAAAGCCCAUAGAUGCCCCCCAUUUGGAAAUGUCUUACUGGUUUUGGGGGACUUUUCACCCAAAAACCAGCCAUAGACAUGCAAACAUAUCUGCAGGUGCAGCUGCUUGCUUUCUGCAACCACUGGAGAGAGAGAAAAGGCCCCAAAUCAGACAGAAUGACAGCCAAAAGUGGAAUUAUGUAGACAAUCUAAAAUGUAUUGGAGGGAUUGCUUGUAGGAGGUUCGGGGAUGGAUUCCCUGUCAAAUACCCCUUGGCCUUUCUUUUUAUUGGCACUUUCUCGUUUUUAUCUGUGACUUGGAAUGUAGUUGGUUCACAUUACUGCCAUACUUCAAGAGAGGAAAUAUGGCUCCUGAUGAAACUGGCCCCAGAAUAGGCUACAAAUGGGCUUAUUUUCAAAGUGGCCAAAACCAGGCAGAGUUUCUGAAUAUCUGUGUCCCAGGAGGGAGAUCCGCUCAACUCCUAUUUUGCACUGGCUCUGUUGGGAUUUGAACAUGCAUGCCUCUUUGCUAGUGUUGAUGACUUAUAGUGUUUUUUCCCCUCUUUUUCAGUGAAUAAUUUUCUUUUGAUAAAAGAAUUGCUUCUUUGAAAAAACAACAGAAAUUCCUUUAUUUGUAUAAGGAACCUGGUUGUAUUUUAAUAAAGAAAAUGAAAUCAA
Sceloporus undulatus (fence lizard) is the source of this 10995-nucleotide messenger RNA. It is a transcript of the gene SLC4A11, whose product is annotated as solute carrier family 4 member 11. The transcript has 20 exons. Bases 76 to 2727 code for a protein of 883 amino acids. Gene Ontology annotation, cellular component: basolateral plasma membrane; plasma membrane. Lineage: Eukaryota; Metazoa; Chordata; Lepidosauria; Squamata; Phrynosomatidae. The record is from RefSeq and is a predicted model, not a curated record. Gene Ontology annotation, biological process: transmembrane transport; monoatomic anion transport; monoatomic ion homeostasis. Gene Ontology annotation, molecular function: solute:inorganic anion antiporter activity.